AACAGAUCUGGCUAUACUACAUAUAUCAUAUUUUGUAAAUGUGUCAAAAAAACAUGAAUGCAUGAUUGGGUUACAAGGUAUGUCAAACUCUGUCCACCAGGAGGAGACACCGUCACUACUUGAAGAACGGAUCCACUUCCAAAUGAUUGGCAUACUGAGACGCCAAUAGAACUUUAGACAGUCGCUAUUGUUACCAACCCAAAUGCAGAUGUACUGUUGGUAGGCGGGCACGGAACAGGAAAUGGUCUUAAUGAAUGAUGCAGUUUCAGCUCCACAGUGCAAACGUUUGUAAAUGAUCAAUAUUCAGUUAUAUAUGUAUUAACAUGCACUAUUAGAUGAGUUUCAAACAAGACGUUUGUUUUACUGGACUUCUGAAAUUUCAUCCCAGCAAAUAAUAUCCAUUGACGUUUGCUGCAUUUUCUCUGGUCUGCACCCUUUUCUGUCCACAGCAAUGGGGGAGGUUGAGCUGUCCUGUCUGGCCUAUGUGAAGAUGUACCUGCACGGCUGUUUGUUUCCACGGUGUAGUGUCAAUGGGCUGCUGUUGUCGUCCAGUCCAGCAGGUGGUGCUGUGUGUGUGACGGACUGUGUUCCCCUGCUCCACUCUCACUUACCUUUGGCUCCCAUCACCCAGCUUGGUCUCACACAGGUGGAUGUAUGGUGUGCACAGACACAGCAAAGGAUUGUAGGAUACUACCAAGCCAACGCUUGUGUGUCAGACAACAGCCCUACGCCAUGUGCAUUGAAGAUUGCAGAUAAGAUUGCCGAGCAGUGUAACAAUGCAGUUUUGUUAAUGAUUGAUGGUGGAAAGAUGUCACCUGACUACAGGGUGCCUCCCAUAGUGAUGUAUGAGCGGAAAGACACCCGCUGGACCCUCAAAGACAAACAUACGAUAAUGCUGCGGCAGUGGGAGGAGACCCGGGAAAUAGCCAAUCAGCUGCUGGACUCUGGAGAUCACUCAUUAUUAGUGGAUUUUGACAGCCAUUUGGACGACAUCACUAGGGACUGGACAAAUCAGAAACUCAAUGCCAAAAUAGCAGAGCUUGCCUCACCAGCCAAUGGUAAUGUCUGAAAUAAGUUUGUGGUUUUAAUUUGUUACUUUGAAAAAGUUUGAAUUAUUUGUCUUAAACCUACUGAUACUACAAAUUAAGAAUAUUUUUAUUAACAUCUAACAGUCAAAUAAGCGCACAUCAUCCAAGAUAAUAUGAAAUACAUUUAAUGCGGUCAGACAGAACAUUGAAUAAAAGACCAGCAUAAAUAACCAAUAUUUACAGUUUGACAAAUCUGUGCAGUCUUCCGGUCUCUCAGUCAGUGUGCCUUGUCAAACCCAGUAGCCAUGUUGUUAACCCACUUACAACUGACAAAGCUGUGCUCAUAGUUCACUGACUGCUAAUGGCAUCACAUUAUGUGCAUCCUGUCCCACUGCUUUCAGUAUGUAACCUUAUAUACAUUUAUUAAACUACAUCUACAAACUA
Oncorhynchus nerka (sockeye salmon) is the source of this 1472-nucleotide messenger RNA. Its product is annotated as ER membrane protein complex subunit 9-like. NCBI's taxonomy places the organism in Eukaryota, Metazoa, Chordata, Actinopteri, Salmoniformes, Salmonidae. The coding region runs from base 452 to 1069 and encodes 205 amino acids. The transcript is spliced from 6 exons. The record is from RefSeq and is a predicted model, not a curated record. Gene Ontology annotation, cellular component: EMC complex.